UUGUUUGGCCAACCUGGACAAACAGUCGUGAACACAAGACAGCAACAUUCUCAUCUGAACCUCAGUUAUCAACUCGUAAACAUCAUGACAACUGCAGCGAUCUCGAAGCGCAUAGCCUGAACCCGAUCCGUUCCAUCGUUUCAUGGCCGAACUACACAUCCUGGGGGAAGUGUGCCACGCAGCCAACUACGUGGAGCCAAAUCUGUUCUGCAAGUGGAGCAUCCAGUUCGGUUCCAAUUGGAAGGUAAUCGAGGGCCACUCGGAAGGUCAAACGUGCGCCAGCACAGCCCGCGUCGAACAGCGGUCCCAUUUUAGCAACCCAAUCGAUUUGCACCUUGCCUGUCGGGGCAUUCAGGGUUGGCCGAAAGUACACGUGGAGGUGUACGCGCUAAACGCACUGAACAAAUACUGGCCCGUGGGGUACGGUUUUGCGUACGUGCCCACCCAACCGGGGCUGCACCGGAUCCGGAUUGCAACGUGGAUGGUAUCGACGGGAAGGUUCUUCGAUACGAUCCGGGAGAAGUUUCACACCGGUGGGUUUUCGAUAGCGAAAAGCGACAUUGUGUUUUCCGGUAUCGAACGAUACAAACUGCUAACCAAAUCGGCUGGGAGUGUCGAGCUUGAAUUGAUGCUUAUUUUCAAAAACUUUGCCGAGAAUGGAGUGGAAUUGCGGUAAUUG
This is a messenger RNA of Toxorhynchites rutilus septentrionalis, 679 nucleotides long. RefSeq names its product B9 domain-containing protein 2 (gene B9d2). Gene Ontology annotation, biological process: cilium assembly. Bases 143 to 676 code for a protein of 177 amino acids. Gene Ontology annotation, cellular component: MKS complex. The record is from RefSeq and is a predicted model, not a curated record. NCBI's taxonomy places the organism in Eukaryota, Metazoa, Arthropoda, Insecta, Diptera, Culicidae. The transcript has a single exon.